Rangifer tarandus platyrhynchus (Svalbard reindeer) is the source of this 333-nucleotide messenger RNA. NCBI's taxonomy places the organism in Eukaryota, Metazoa, Chordata, Mammalia, Artiodactyla, Cervidae. The record is from the annotation of a GenBank genome assembly.
AUGGCAACCCACUCUAGUAUUCUUGCCUGGGAAAUUCCAUGGACAGAGGCACCUGGAGGGCUACAGUCCAUGGGGUUGCAAAGAGUUGGACAUUACUGGGUGACUGAGCACACACACGGUGGAAAAAGCAUGACCAAGAAUAUAUUAUACAAGGAUCCAGAAGAGUAUAAAGGAAGAAUGUUUUUAAGACUAGCCCCUCAUUGUUGGUUCAGUUUUUCAUAUAAAGAAGCGGACUUAAUCUUCAUAGAUGACCUUUCUCUUUCAGGUACAGAUGGCCCCCAAUUUCAUAUCUUUCAAUUCAGCAUGGUUAACCUUCUCAAUCAAGCAAUUUAA